CCCUUUGCCGCGUACUUUGGUGCUCUGUUUAAGGUCUUCUAUCCUGAUCUCUAUCAACGCUACCAGAAGGUGUUUGAUGCAGGGAACUGGAUCCCUCAUGACCCUGGACCUUGGCUUGGACGUGCCCUUGUUUGGAAACUCCCUCUCGACCUCCACUUCGACCAUGGUGACAUUGGGCCUACUCUCACUAUUCCCCUUGGUUUCUUCCAUAAUGGCGAGAUGGAGUUCUCUGCCCUUGGGGCAUUGGGCAGGUACCGUGCUGGAGACAUUAUCCUUGGCUGGGACUGCAAAUUUGCCCACAAGGUUCGGGACUGGAAAAUUGCUAGGCAUGCUCUAGGCCAAGAUCUCAGCCCUGAGAAUGGUCCCAAUGUCCAGUGCCCUGAGUGGUUCUCUGGGGGCCGAGUUGCCUUGGUUUUCUUCUCUCAUGCCAUCACAGUGACUAGGCUGGAGAACAAGCCAGAGGGGUUUUUUGCCAAAUACCCCAAGCACCAUGAGCUGAAGACCCAGGAUAAGCAUGGGAAUACUGUACUGGAUCCUUGGGAGUUGUGUGAGUGUGGGUGGUCAGAGUGUGAGCGGGAGAAUGAGGAGAAGUUGAAGUUGCAGCCUGUUUGGAGGGCUGAGGGGAGACUAGCCACCAGACUCAAGGGCAAGGGCAAAGGCAAGGGGAAAGAAUGA
Epithele typhae is the source of this 675-nucleotide messenger RNA. RefSeq lists its product as uncharacterized. The transcript is spliced from 2 exons. Lineage: Eukaryota; Fungi; Basidiomycota; Agaricomycetes; Polyporales; Epitheliaceae. The annotation marks the transcript as partial. The record is from RefSeq and is a predicted model, not a curated record.